GUGGCGGGGCGGGACCGCCGGGCGCUCCCGCGCGCACUCGGCCGCCAGAGCGAUAAUAAGAUGUCUGAUGAUGCCGGUGACACCGUAGCCGCUGGAGACAAAGCGGAAGUUACCGAGAUGCCCAGUAGUGAUUCUUUACCCAGAGAUGCAGAGGUGCACGGUGAGUCAGCUAUGAUUUCAAAUGAGCCAACGCUGGCUGACCCCAGAGGAGAUGCGCCUGAAAAUGCAGCCGUUCAGGGUGAGGAGAUUGCUGACACUGGGCACCCUGACCAGCCCGAAGACACCAGAGCCAUGGAUCCGCCCCCCAAUGGAGAAGUGACUGAGGAGGUGCUUGCCGAAUGCAUUGAUGCCGUCAGCCUUGAGGCAGAACUUGGACCUGAAAUACCCCUGAAAGAACAGAAUAAUCCGGCUGUGGAUUCCCCUCCACAAGGAGGCGGAUGGGCAGGCUGGGGAUCCUGGGGCAAAUCUCUGCUCUCAUCAGCAUCUGCCACAGUAGGUCAUGGAUUGACGGCAGUCAAGGAAAAAGCAGGGGCCCUACGGAUCCACAGUGUAAAUUCUGGCUCUCCCGAAGGGGCCCAGCCUGACACCGAAAAUGGCGUCCCUCCAACAGCAGAUGCGGCCCCAGAUCAGGGCCCUGAGGAAGGCCCGCCCACUUCUCCUUCGUCGGGGUCCCGGGGCAUGCUGUCAGCCAUCACCAAUGUGGUUCAAAACACAGGUAAAAGCGUCUUAACAGGUGGGCUUGAUGCUUUGGAGUUCAUCGGCAAGAAAACCAUGAAUGUCCUCGCAGAAAGUGACCCAGGCUUUAAGCGGACCAAGACGCUCAUGGAAAGAACCGUUUCGUUAUCUCAGAUGUUAAGGGAGGCCAAGGAGAAGGAGAAGCAGAGACUGGCGCAGCAGGUCACGGCCGAGAGGACUGCACACUACGGGAUGCUGUUUGAUGAGUACCAAGGUUUGUCACACCUGGAAGCUCUGGAAAUUCUAUCCAAUGAAAGUGAAAGCAAGGUUCAGUCAUUUUUAGCAUCAUUUGAUGGAGAGAAGCUGGAACUCUUAAAAAAUGACCUAAUUUCCAUUAAAGACAUCUUUGCAGCCAAAGAGUUCGAGAAUGAAGAGAAUCAAGAAGAACAAGGCUCGGAGGAAAAGGGAGAAGAAUUUGCAAGGAUGCUUACAGAGCUUCUCUUUGAAUUACAUGUUGCGGCCACGCCUGACAAACUCAAUAAGGCCAUGAAGAAGGCUCACGACUGGGUGGAAGAGGAUCAAACCGUGGUCCCGGUAGACGUGGCAGAAGAGACAGAGGAGAAAACUAAGAAGGAAGAAAAGGAAGAGAAACCUGAAAGCCCUGAAGAGGGUGAAAAGCAAGAAAGGAGAACUAAGACAGUUGAGGAAGUAUACAUGCUGUCCAUCGAAAGUCUGGCAGAAGUCACAGCACGCUGUAUCGAGCAGCUUCACAAAGUAGCAGAGUUAAUUCUUCAUGGACAAGAAGAGGAGAAACCAGCUCAGGACCAAGCAAAAGUGCUGAUAAAAUUAACUACUGCAAUGUGCAAUGAAGUGGCCUCCUUAUCAAAGAAGUUUACAAAUUCCUUGACCACAGUUGGGAGCGACAAGAAGGCCGAGGUCCUUAACCCCAUGAUCAAUAGUGUAUUGUUAGAGGGCUGCAACAGCACGACAUACAUCCAGGAUGCCUUCCAGCUGCUGCUGCCCGUUCUGCAGGUUUCCCAUAUCCAGACCAGCCAUUCAGAAGCACAGCCAUGACCUGGCCAGACUCCAUCUACUUAAAGGAACCAGCAGGCCCGUGGCUUUGAUAUAUUUAUCAUUGAAGGUGAUGUUUUCUGUGCAUCUGCCCAUAGACACUGAUUUGAGGACACUACAAGCAAGUUUGCACAGACAGUGUUGAGAAUGCAAGUUUAAAGAGAGUAUCAUGUUUCUUAAUGUAUAUGGUUGUUCUUACAAAUAAGAGUGUUUUCUUGAUGUUAAUUUAAACUUACUCAGCUUUGUAUUGGUAAUGUCCUUUCAUCUGAAAUUCAUUCACAAAGACUCAUUGCCAUUUUCCUGGUCAAGCAUCCCAUAUUUAGAAAUUCAUGGGCAGACCGUAGACAUUUUUUUUUUAACUCUUUAAACUUCCACCUUUAAAUUUUCCAUUCUUAUAGUAUUCGUUUGCAUCAGUUCCUAUACUGAACUUAAUUUUGUUACGUAAAUGCCAUGGACAAAGAUAACACUACUUAUAUAUAUUUACCUGUAAUAGUUAAAGGGAAACAUAAGUAUCUCUUUAGAGCCACUCAUUCUUGAAACAAGCAUUUAUUGAGCUCCUACUGUAUGUAUGCUCACAAUAAGAGAACAUGAUCUCACCCCAAUAGAAAUAGAUUUAAAGAGGGUUUAUAAUCAUUCUUAAACCGCUUUAAAACACUAAUAAGUUUUCUAAGCCUUAAAAUAUUUCACAGAACAAGGUAAAUUCAUAGUUUUUUAAAUGUUCUACCCUUCAAUUUAUUGUAUUUUUUUCACCUUUUCUGCACUUUUUUAUCCCAAACUUUGUCCAUGGGGUGAAAAGGGGUACUAUAGAGUAUUUGGUUUAAAACUGACUUCUUAUGACUAUAAAUACAAGAUAGCAUAAUUACAAAGCUUGGAAGUAUUCCAUUAGAAAGCUAAAGGGAUUCCGGCACAGUAGACCCUGAGGACUGCAUUUUUAAAUCUACUACAGUGGCGUCAGGCUGUUUUAUGACUACACAGAUCAUGUUCACCAGUAGCAAAUACUAUCAUUGCUUCUAAGGGGCAAGAAACCCUGAUGUGUGGGUUGACUAACUGGUAUGUUGAUCCACGAGAGACUGCACAGAAGACCCUUUAGCUGGGAGAGGCAUCACCAAUGGGCAUUUCUUUUCCUAAACGCCAUAUGCUCAUUCCGGGUGGGGGUGCUAGUAGAAUGCUUCUAUUUUAGACAUCCUCACAGGCACUGUCACAAGAUGUCUUGCCCAGUGGUUCUCUCCAGGGCAGAUAAAGCCUAUAUUUUUGCAAGUGUGAGAAACCCUUUCUUUGCAUUUGCUUGUAUUCCCCUGAUAAAAUAGACAGCCUUUGUUCCAUGCAGGCAUUGCAUUUGUCUAUGUUGUGUAUUUCAUUUGUGUAUCUGCUGAAUCGGCCAAAUAGAAAACAUAAAAACAAUUUAUUUACAAUCUGGAAAAGAAAUUAUUCAAGGCAUCCAUUAAAGAUGGUGUUUUUUUUCUACUUGCUUUUUGAUUGGUUGAAAUGUUUCUGUGAUUAAAUCUAGAAAACAAUUAACUGAUGAAACUGUUACAUCGACUUCUUCAGAAAUUUAUACUUUUUAUAUAGAGAGCAGAGGAAAGGACUUAGAUUUACAAUUUCUUCACAUCAGAUUUUUUUUAGCAUCAGAUAGAUUUUAUAGACACUAACUGGAACUGUAAAAGAAACAAAUCAUUUCAAAGAAGCUAGUCUUUAAGCCUAACUACACCCAUUUGGUGUACAACAGAAUUUUAAUCAUGAACUAAAAUAGAAAUCUGUAAAAGAAUGAGAGAUAAUUAUUCUUUUUUAAAAUUUUUUUAUUUAUUUGAGAGAGAGAGAGAUGGAUUUCAUUCCACUUAUUUGUGCAUUCAUUGGUUGAUUCUUGUAUGUACCCUCAUCAGGGAUUGAACCCACAACCUUAGUGUAUCAAAUAACACUCUAACACACGGAGCUACCUGGCCAGAGCUGAGAGAUAAUUAUUCUUUAAAAAAGUGGGUGACAUGCCCUGGCCGGUGUGGCUCAAUGGAUUGGAGCAUUCUCCCAUGUGCUAUAGGGUUGUAGGUUCGAUUCCUGGUCAGGGUGCAUACCUAGGUUGUGGGGUCGAUCCCUCGUCAGAUGCACAUGGAUCGAUGUUUAUCUCUCCCUCUCUUUAUCUCUCUCUCUGUUUUCCCCUCUCUCUAAAAUCAAUAGAUGUAUCCUAGGGUGAGGAUUUUUAAAAAAACACAACUGGGUGACAUAAUUUACAUUGCAUUUUCAUGUAUUUUAAUGAUAGAAUAUCAAAUGUUGCCAGGUAAAGAUAUAAGCUGAGAGAUGAUUCCCAGAGCCUAGCUUCAUGGUCUGUGAAUUACAUUAUUUAAGAGAGAAUACUCACUUAAUAUAUAUCCACCUUCCAGGAUUGCUCUCUUUCAAUACAGUUUUUCACCAUAACUUUUAAAUAAUUGCUUCUUUGCUUUGCUUUAAAAGCUGGCAAAACACAGGAUCCAGAUCUGGGCAAAAUGUCAGUCGGUGACUGAAUAAAUGAUUUAGCAGGCUUACUCUGGAAGUUUUCUAUUUCUUCAAUAAUCGUUUACAUAAACUGGGUUCAUUUCACUCUGUGCAAUUACCCUGAACAAGCAUGCCAGAUUUUUCUUACAUCAAGUGCAAAAUAAAUCCUAGUCUAAACAA
Molecule: messenger RNA, 4389 nt
Organism: Eptesicus fuscus (big brown bat)
Lineage: Eukaryota; Metazoa; Chordata; Mammalia; Chiroptera; Vespertilionidae
Gene: FAM114A1
Product: family with sequence similarity 114 member A1
Exons: 14
Coding region: 61-1749 (562 amino acids)
Source: RefSeq, a predicted model, not a curated record